CUUCACCCCUACGGCGAGAAAGGAAGUGAAUAGAUAUGCAUUGGCAUUGCCACGCUAUUAUCUGGAAAUAGGUUCGCGUAGCGUUUAAUGCGCUGAACGCCUCAUUUGUGUUUGAGAUGGAACAGUGCAGAGUAACCAACUGUGCCACAAACACAACCACACACAAGAACCCAACCCACCUUAACUUUCUCUCGCCGCACUCACUUCGAUCUGUUCUGUCUAUCACCAUUCACCACUCCUUAUUUCUCAGCGUUUCCCUCUCAAAACAACAACCUGAGGAGAAACCUUAACAACAAUGUCCGUCAUCGACAUUCUCUUCCGCGUGGAUGACAUAUGUAAAAAAUAUGACAAAUACGACAUCGAUAAGCAGCGCGAGCUCAACGCCUAUGGCGACGACCUCUUCGCUCGCCUCUACGCUGCUGUCGAAUCCAGCAUACAAUCCGCUCUCAAUAAAUCCGAGGUUGCUUCCACGGAGAAGAACAGGGCAUCUGCUGCGGCUUUGAAUGCGGAGGUUCGUCGAACCAAAGGUAGACUCAUGGACGAGCUUCCUAAACUCCGCAAAUUGGUCCAUAAGAAGGUUAAAGGUCUCACAAAAGAGGAUAUGGCCAUACGUCAGGAUCUUGUUCUGGCAUUGCCAGAGAGAAUCCAAGCAAUACCAGAUGGUAUUUCUGGUGCUGCUGUUCAAACUGCAGGAUGGACUGCUACCUCAUCUCAGCCGCAUAUCAAGUUUGAUUCAUCAGAGGGGCAUCUUGACAGUGAUUAUUUCCAGCAAAGUGAAGAAUCCAGUCAGUUCCGACAAGAGUAUGAGAUGCGCAGGACGAAACAGGAUGAAGGACUUGAUAUCAUAUCAGAGGGACUGGAAACCUUGAAGGAUCUGGCACAGGAUAUGAAUGAGGAAAUUGAUCGGCAAGUUCCUUUAAUGGAUGAAAUUGACAGAAAGGUGGAUAGGGCAGCAGCUGAUGUGAGAAACACUAACGUAAGGCUGAAGAAAACUCUCACCGAGAUAAGGUCUAGUCGAAAUUUCUGCAUCGACAUCGUUCUGCUCUGUGUUCUUCUUGGAAUCGUUUUGUAUUUAUACAAUGCUCUGAGGUGACUUGAUAUUGAAUUCUUUCCCUUGAUGUACUGGUGUCCGUUUGUAAUAUGGUAUUACAUCCUUGCGCUAUCUGAGGGCUUUCAGUGUAAUUUUCCAAUAUUACAUCAUGGUUCAGCUGCUGGAUAAUGGCAACAUAUAUUAUACCAAUGUGCUUUGUAAUCCUUUGAUGUAUUAAUGGCCACUUUGAUAUGUCUUUUCUAUAAAUCUUGCCUACUAUUUCUCUUUGACUGAAAGUCUCUGUAUACUAGUUAGAAGAUUGAUGUUUGGGGCACGUCUGUCUUUUAACUCCAUUCUCCCAUAACCUCUCAAAAACAACUUUUCAUUAUUAAGUAUUAGCUCAAUCUACCGUUAAUGUUAAAACAAUGGCUGAAACACACGGUGCAAAGUGCAACGUAAAAGUUUUGAUGUCCACAUA
Molecule: messenger RNA, 1508 nt
Organism: Glycine soja
Lineage: Eukaryota; Viridiplantae; Streptophyta; Magnoliopsida; Fabales; Fabaceae
Product: syntaxin-71-like
Exons: 9
Coding region: 296-1093 (265 amino acids)
Biological process (GO): intracellular protein transport; vesicle fusion
Cellular component (GO): SNARE complex; membrane; endomembrane system
Molecular function (GO): SNAP receptor activity; SNARE binding
Source: RefSeq, a predicted model, not a curated record